Molecule: messenger RNA, 744 nt
Organism: Vicia villosa (hairy vetch)
Lineage: Eukaryota; Viridiplantae; Streptophyta; Magnoliopsida; Fabales; Fabaceae
Exons: 2
Coding region: 33-584 (183 amino acids)
Molecular function (GO): electron transfer activity
Source: RefSeq, a predicted model, not a curated record
UGGAUUAAUUAGAAGCAGCUAAUUAAGAAACAAUGACCUCCACCACCAACUGUGUUCACGUACUCUCCUUAUUUGUUAUAGUAACCAUUUCAAUGUUUACUGUUACUAUAGCUAACAAGGACUGGCCUUCCUUUGGCAACUUUAACUACACUGAUUGGUGGUCUAGAUUUGGAAACCAUAAUCAUCAAAUAAAUAAGACUGAGCAAGAAUCCAAGAACAUCAACGUUGGUGGCUCUCAAAAUUGGCAAUUUGGCUAUAACUACUCUGAUUGGGCUAUCAAAAGUGGCCCUUUCUACCUCAAUGAUACUCUCGUUUUCAAGUAUGAUGCUCCAAAUGCAACUACUUUCCCACAUAGCGUUUAUAUAUAUUCAAGUUGGAGAAGCUUCGUGAAGUGUGAUGUUAAGAAGGCUAAGAUGGUUGCCAAUCACACACAAGGUGUCGGAGAGGGAUUCAAGUUCGUGUUAAACAAAUGGAAGCCUUAUUACUUUUCAUGCGGUGAGAAAAAUGGAUUACAUUGCAACAUUGGACAAAUGAAGUUUUCUAUUAUGCCAAUGAUGCGUCCCUUCUGGCCAUCAUCACCUUGAGAAAAGUGGAAUCUCGCAUGCAGCUUGAGUUUUCUGAUUUUUUCGGUUUUAUUUUUAAUAUACUACGUUCAAACAAAGUAAAAUAAAGUGACAAUUCUUAUUCUAUUUGCACUUAUCAAAAUAUAUGUUGUUGAAUGAAUUCCAAAAGUUAAUACAUUUG